GAAACUGCAGCAGUAUCUUUGCAGUUUCCUUUCAUCUUUGAUUAUGUUCUAAGGCUCUCUGAAUAUAGGAACUCUUUCCAUAACCCCUUGGAAUAUCUUUUCAUCUCUGUGGUGGAGUACAGCACAUGCUGAAAGCCUCCUAUCUUCUGCAGCUAAGGUAUCCUUUGCUUUUCAUCGCCCUCUGAUUUUUUUGUCUUCAGCGGCUGGAUUUUUGGCAGUAUUUGGCUUAAGCAAAUAGGAUUACAUUUCAGUAGCUGAUGGUUUCUAGUUGAGGAAUAUACUAAACGUGGGACAUCAUGAGGAUUGUACAAAGAAAUAUUUCUGCAAAGCACAGGAAAAUCACUCGAGUCGAGCUACGGAAGAAGACAUUCUGCAAAUGCAAUCAGGGCUGCUAGAAAUGCAAAAUUCAACAGAUUGGGAAUGGGUUGCACGACAAGUGUGAUUCUGUUUAAAGGCAUUCGUACAGUUUUUGAGAGAAACUGUGGUUAUAUAUGCAAACAGCAAGGGGAAAACAAUGCCCUUGAAUACACAGCAUUCAGCUUGCCAGAUGAAGAUUCAGAAAUAUUGAUUCAUUCAUUCCUGGCAAAACCAAAGCUUAUAGAACCAAUAGACUAUGAAAAUGUCAUCGUUCAGAGAAAAACACAGAUUUUGAAUGAUCCUCUACGUGAGAUGCUGCUGUUCCCUUAUGAUGACUUCCAGACAGCAUUAUUGCAGCGGCAGAGUCGAUACAUUCGUUCAACAGUUCCUGAAAAUGCAGAGAAAGAAGCUCAAAGCCUGUUUGUAACUGAGUGCAUCAAAACCUACAAUUCAGACUGGCAUAUUGUUAACUAUAGAUAUGAAGACUACUCAGGAGAGUUUCGACAGCUUCCAAAUAAAGGGACAAAGCCAGACAAGCUUCCUGUGCAUUUAUAUGAAGUGGAUGAAGAAGCAGAUAAAGAUGAGGAUGCAGCAUCUCUUGGGUCUCAGAAGGGUGGAAUAACAAAACAAGGAUGGCUGUACAAAGGCAAUAUGAAUAGUGCAAUCAGUGUGACAAUGAGAUCAUUUAAAAGAAGAUUUUUCCACUUAAUCCAGCUUGGUGAUGGAUCCUAUAAUCUCAAUUUCUAUAAAGAUGAAAAAAUAUCAAAAGAACCAAAAGGAUCAAUAUUUCUAGAUUCAUGUAUGGGAGUGGUUCAGAACAAUAAAGUCAGACGUUUCGCAUUUGAGCUCAAGAUGCAAGACAAGAGUAGUUUCCUUUUAGCUGCAGACAGUGAACUUGAAAUGGAGGAGUGGAUAAACACUCUCAACAAAAUCCUUCAGCUUAACUUUGAGGCUGCGAUGCAAGAAAAAAGAAAUGGCGAGUCCCACGAAGAUGAUGAACAAAGCAAACUGGAAAGCUCAUCAAGUAGUUUUGAUAACUACUAUCCUGAAAUUGCCAAGAGUACCAGAGAAGCAGAAAUCAAGCUGAAAACUGAAAGCAGAGUUAAACUUUUUGCCUUGGAUCCAGAUGCACAGAAACUUGACUUUUCUAGCAUUGAACCAGAAGUGAAGCCAUUUGAAGAGAAAUUUGGAAAAAAAAUUCUUGUAAGGUGUAAUGAUUUAUCUUUUAAUUUGCAAAGCUGUGUUGCAGAGAAUGAAGAAGGACCAACAACAAAUGUAGAACCUUUCUUUGUCACACUGUCACUAUUUGAUAUUAAAAACAACCGGAAGAUUUCAGCAGAUUUCCAUGUUGAUUUGAACCAUGCCUCAGUAAGGCAGAUGCUCUCCAGUGCAUCUCAACAGAUGAUGAAUGGCAGUGCUGAUAGCUUACACAGAAUUCAGGACAUUCAUGAAACUGUCUUGCAAUAUCCAAAGCAGGGAAUAUUCUCAGUCACGUGUCCUCAUACUGACAUUUUCCUUGUGGCUAGAAUAGAAAAGGUAUUACAGGGAAGUAUUACACAUUGUGCUGAACCAUAUAUGAAAAGCUCAGAUUCAUCAAAGGUUGCACAGAAAGUUUUGAAGAAUGCUAAGCAGGCAUGCCAGAGGUUAGGUCAAUAUAGAAUGCCUUUUGCCUGGGCAGCUAGGACAUUGUUUAAAGAUGCCUCAGGAACCCUGGACAAAAAUGCAAGAUUUUCUCCUCUCUUCAGACAAGACAGUAAUAAACUCUCAAAUGAAGAUAUGUUGAAAUUGUUAGCAGAUUUCAGGAAACCUGAAAAGAUGGCAAAACUUCCUGUUAUUUUAGGAAAUCUGGAUGUUACAAUUGACAACGUGUCACCAGAUUUUCCAAAUUACAUUAACUCAUCAUACAUUCCCAUGAAACAGUUUGAAAACAGUACCAAGACACUCACAGCAUUUGAAAUAGAGGAGUUUGUUCCCUGUAUACCAAAAUGCACUCAGCCUUUUACCAUCUACAACAAUCACCUUUACGUGUAUCCAAAGCACUUAAAAUAUGACAGUCAAAAGUCUUUUGCAAAGGCUAGAAAUAUUGCAGUGUGCGUUGAGUUCAAGGAUUCUGAUGAAGAGGAUUCUCUGCCUUUGAAGUGUAUCUAUGGUAGACCUGGUGGACCAGUAUUUACCAGAAGUGCAUUUGCUGCUGUUCUGCAUCACCAUCAAAAUCCAGAGUUUUAUGAUGAGAUUAAAAUAGAAUUGCCCACUCAGUUACAUGAAAAGCACCAUUUGUUGUUCACCUUCUACCAUGUCAGCUGUGAUAAUUCAAGCAAAGGGAGUACAAAGAAGAAAGAUGUUGUUGAAACACAAGUUGGGUAUUCUUGGCUUCCUUUGAUCAAAGAUGGAAGAGUGGUCACCAAUGAGCAACAAAUCCCCGUGUCAGCAAACCUUCCAUCGGGCUAUCUCAGUUAUCAAGAAGUGGGUGUUGGAAAGCACUCUGGUCCUGAAAUUAAAUGGGUAGAUGGAGGCAAACAACUGUUAAAAAUAUCCACUCAUCUGGUGUCAACUGUGUAUACGCAGGACCAGCACUUGCAUAAUUUCUUUGAGUACUGUCAAAAAACAGAGUCCGGAGCUCGUGCACUAGGAACAGAUCUUGUAAAAUAUCUUAAGAGCCUUCAUGCUAUGGAAGGCCAUGUGAUGAUCGCUUUCCUGCCAACUGUUCUAAACCAGUUGUUCAGAGUUCUCACCAGAGCAACUCAAGAGGAAGUUGCAGUCAAUGUGACAAGGGUUAUUAUCCAUAUUGUUGCUCAGUGUCAUGAAGAAGGCUUGGAUAGCUACCUGAGAUCUUAUGUGAAGUAUGCAUAUAAAGCAGAGCCCUAUGUUGCUUCUGAAUAUAAGACAGUACAUGAAGAGUUGACAAAGUCAAUGACAACAAUUUUAAAGCCAUCUGCUGACUUUCUUACAAGUAACAAGCUGCUUAAGUAUUCAUGGUUUUUCUUUGAAGUUUUGAUAAAGUCAAUGGCUCAACAUUUGAUAGAAAACUCUAAAGUGAAGCUGUUGAGAAACCAGAGAUUUUCUGCCUCCUUUCAUCAUGCAGUGGAAACAGUUGUUAAUAUGCUAAUGCCACACAUCACUCAGAAGUACAGAGACAAUCCAGAGGCCUCAAAAAAUGCAAACCAUAGCCUGGCUGCCUUUAUAAAGAGGUGUUUCACUUUUAUGGAUAGAGGCUUUGUUUUCAAGCAAAUCAAUAACUACAUCAGCUGCUUUGCCCCAGGAGAUCCGAAGGCUCUUUUUGAAUUCAAAUUUGAAUUUCUUCGUGUAGUCUGUAAUCAUGAACACUAUAUACCUUUGAAUCUACCAAUGCCAUUUGGAAAAGGCAGAGUUCAGAGAUACCAAGACCUUCAGCUGGACUAUUCAUUAACGGAUGAGUUCUGUAAAAAUCACUUCUUGGUUGGACUGCUUCUAAGGGAGGUGGGCAAUGCCUUGCAAGAGUUCAGAGAUGUGCGGCAGAUUGCCAUUAGUGUGCUCAAGAAUUUGAUGAUAAAGCAUUCUUUUGACGACAGAUACGCUACCAGGGGCCAUCAAGCAAGAAUAGCCACCAUGUAUUUGCCACUCUUUGGUCUGCUCAUAGAAAAUGUUCAGCGGAUCAAUGUGAAAGAUGUGUCCCCAUUUCCUGUUAACCCUUCCAGCAAUAGCACGAAGGAUGAUGCACAGAUUUUGCCAACUGCAAGUCAGUUAGUAACACCACAAAAAUCAGGAAACACAUUGGAUAACAAUCUUCCUAAAGAUCUGUUUGGUGUUAUUUCUGGCAUUGCUUCCCCAUAUACCACAUCAACUCCAAAUAUUAAUAGUGUGAGGAAUGCUGACUCAAGAGGCUCUCUUAUCAGCACAGACUCAGGAAACAGUCUCCCAGAAAGACACAGUGACAAAAGCAAUUCUCUUGACAAGAACCAACAGAGUAGCACUUUAGGAAGUUCUGUUGUUCGAUAUGACAAACUUGACCAAGCAGAGAUCAAAAGUCUGCUGAUGUGUUUCCUUCAUAUUUUAAGAAGCAUGUCAGACGAUGCAUUGUUUACAUAUUGGAACAAGGCUACAAAAUCUGAACUCAUGGACUUUUUCACGAUUACGGAAGUGUGCUUACAUCAGUUCCAGUACAUGGGAAAACGAUACAUAGCCAGGAACCAGGAGGGGUUAGGAUCCAUAGUUCAUGAUCGAAAAUCUCAGACAUUGCCUGUUUCCCGUAACAGAACAGGAAUGAUGCAUGCCAGAUUGCAGCAGCUGAGCAGCCUGGAUAACUCUCUCACUUUUAACCACAGCUAUGGCCAUUCAGAUGCAGAUGUCCUUCACCAGUCUUUACUUGAAGCAAAUAUUGCCACCGAAGUUUGCAUUACAAUUCUGGACACUCUAUCAUUAUUCACAAUGGCUUUUAAGAAUCAGCUACUGACUGAUCACGGACAUAAUCCACUGAUGAAGAAAGUAUUUGAUGUAUACCUCUGCUUCCUUCAAAAGAAUCAAUCUGAAACAGCAUUGAAAAAUGUAUUCAGUGCUUUAAGGGCACUUAUUUACAAGUUUCCUUCUACAUUUUAUGAAGGUAGAGCUGAUAUGUGCUCUGCACUGUGCUAUGAAAUUCUGAAGUACUGUAAUUCCAAGCUGAGUUCAAUUCGUAAUGAAGCUUCACAGUUACUGUACUUUUUGAUGAGAAAUAAUUUUGACUACACAGGGAAGAAGUCUUUUGUUCGAACACAUCUGCAAGUUAUUAUUUCAGUAAGCCAGUUAAUUGCUGAUGUGGUUGGAAUUGGAGGAACUAGAUUUCAGCAGUCUCUUUCCAUCAUCAACAAUUGUGCCAAUAACGACAGAGUUAUUAAGCACACUACAUUCCCCUCUGACGUUAAGGAUUUAACCAAACGGAUUCGGACAGUGCUGAUGGCUACGGCUCAGAUGAAGGAACAUGAGAAUGAUCCAGAGAUGCUUGUAGACCUCCAGUACAGCUUGGCAAAGUCUUAUGCAAGUACACCUGAACUGAGGAAGACGUGGUUAGACAGCAUGGCAAGGAUCCAUGUUAAAAAUGGAGAUCUUUCAGAGGCAGCAAUGUGCUAUGUACAUGUAGCAGCACUGGUUGCAGAAUAUCUCACACGAAAAGGGAUGUUUAGGCAAGGUUGUACUGCUUUCAGAGUAAUUACACCGAAUAUAGAUGAAGAGGCUUCAAUGAUGGAGGAUGUUGGAAUGCAAGAUGUUCACUUCAAUGAAGAUGUGCUGAUGGAAUUGUUGGAGCAGUGUGCUGAUGGACUGUGGAAGGCAGAACGCUAUGAACUCAUUGCUGAUAUAUACAAACUUAUCAUUCCCAUUUAUGAAAAACGGAGAGAUUUUGAGAGGCUUGCUCACUUAUAUGACACCCUUCAUCGAGCAUACAGUAAAGUUACAGAAGUUAUGCAUACAGGCAAGAGGCUGCUGGGAACUUAUUUCAGGGUAGCAUUCUUUGGACAAGGUUUCUUCGAGGAUGAAGAUGGAAAGGAAUAUAUCUAUAAAGAGCCUAAACUCACACCUCUUUCAGAAAUUUCCCAAAGACUCCAAAAACUCUACUCUGACAAAUUUGGAGCUGAAAAUGUCAAAAUGAUUCAGGAUUCUGGCAAAGUGAAUCCUAAGGAUUUGGAUUCAAAAUACGCCUAUAUUCAAGUUACGCACGUAGUUCCGUACUUCGAAGAAAAGGAGCUGCAGGAAAGAAAAACAGAUUUUGAAAGGACUCACAACAUUCGUCGCUUUAUGUUUGAGAUGCCUUUUACUCAGGGUGGUAAAAGACAAGGAGGAGUAGAAGAACAGUGUAAGCGACGGACUAUUUUGACAGCUAUACAUUGUUUCCCGUACGUGAAAAAGCGCAUUCCAGUGAUGUACCAGCACCACACUGAUUUAAACCCAAUUGAAGUAGCCAUUGAUGAAAUGAGUAAAAAAGUUGCAGAGCUUAGGCAGCUUUGCUCUUCAGCUGAAGUAGAUAUGAUCAAAUUGCAGCUGAAGCUGCAGGGAAGUGUCAGUGUUCAGGUUAAUGCUGGUCCAUUAGCAUAUGCAAGAGCUUUCUUAGAUGACACUAACACCAAAAGAUAUCCAGACAAUAAAGUAAAGCUCCUAAAAGAAGUUUUUAGGCAAUUUGUUGAAGCCUGUGGGCAUGCUCUGGGUGUAAAUGAACGACUGAUAAAGGAAGAUCAGCUGGAGUAUCAAGAAGAAAUGAAGGCCAACUACAGAGAAAUGGCAAAAGAGCUUUCUGAAAUAAUGCAUGAACAGAUUACUCCGGUGGAAGAAAAGGCCAGUGUCAUGCCCAACUCACUACACAUUUUCAACGCCAUAAGUGGAACUCCAACAAGCACAACGGUUCAUGGGAUGCCCAGUUCUUCUUCAGUUGCAUGAUUGUUUUGUAAGGGAAAGUAUAUUUGUUUCUUUUCAAGUUUGUGGAUUUGUUUCCUUGCGUGCAAACUCAGGAUGACCUUGAAGCUAAAUGUUGGGCACAUGCAAACUGCGUAGUUGAUGCGAAUGUCUGAGCACACUUAGCAAACAGCAGUUACUGGUGAUAGUCUUUUAGAGGAAGGGAGGUGCACAUAUAUAUUUUUUAAUCUUGCUGGUAAAUUUUAAGUGUUCACCAUGUCAUUGCAGAAGUGCGUGUUGGAAAAUUAUGAAGUUGAAGCUAGCAUCUGUUUUUCAUUAGAAAGUAUUAUUAAAAUGAAUUGCACAUUACAAAAAAAAAAGUGUUGUGGGAUGUAAUUUUGCAGAUAUGUAACAUUCAGGUGUUCUUUUCGUGUAUGGCACAUAGAGAUUCCAAGUACAAGAACUAUUUUGGGGCUAGACAGAGACACUAGUUUUUGGGGUUUAAUGCAACUGACAAUAGUAGUUUUUGUACCAUUUGGCAAAUUGUUGUGCUUUAUUUUAUACCUUGUUGCAUUUUGGAGGUAUGCGAGCUUAGAACUUACUCAACAACUAAAUACAACCAAAGGUCUGUAUUAAUGAACACUGAGUUAUACUAAAAUAUCAAUAGUAGUAAAUUGUUCUGUACAUAUUGUUUGUUAAUACAGUCCGUACAGUCUGUACAUAAAUGUAUUACAUUUCUAAGCAUUUUUUUAAUAUUCAUACCAGCUCUUACCAUUCUGCUUUCAGUUUAUUUUGAAAAUUUGCUCAUUCCGAGUAUAUGCAGACCUUACAGUUCAUUUAUCCCUGUAUAUAAAUAAGUGCAAUAUAAAGAUGUAUACAGUCUUUGCUAUGUUAGGUUUAUAUGCAGUUAUUAAAAGAAAAAUCUUUUUUGCCAAAGCAAUGGAGUAUGUAAUUGGUAAUCAUGGUUACUGUGGUAAAUGGUGGUAUAAUUUAAAGCUUUUUCCAUAAUCUUAUUCUUUUAAGACAUUAAUUUAGUAAUUUUAUAUUUGGGGAAAAUAAAGGUUUUUAAUUUUAUUUAACUGGAAGCACUGUCCUGCUGUAAUUAAACAUUCUGUACUACAUCUAUAUUAAAAGGAAAAAGGUAG
Hirundo rustica (Barn swallow) is the source of this 7838-nucleotide messenger RNA. RefSeq names its product dedicator of cytokinesis 9 (gene DOCK9). NCBI's taxonomy places the organism in Eukaryota, Metazoa, Chordata, Aves, Passeriformes, Hirundinidae. The transcript has 53 exons. The record is from RefSeq and is a predicted model, not a curated record. Gene Ontology annotation, biological process: positive regulation of GTPase activity; small GTPase-mediated signal transduction. The coding region runs from base 421 to 6738 and encodes 2105 amino acids. Gene Ontology annotation, molecular function: guanyl-nucleotide exchange factor activity.